This is a messenger RNA of Striga hermonthica, 475 nucleotides long. The record is from the annotation of a GenBank genome assembly. Lineage: Eukaryota; Viridiplantae; Streptophyta; Magnoliopsida; Lamiales; Orobanchaceae.
GCCACCUCAGCAGCAGCAGCAGAGGGGCAGACAACAGGCCCGAGUUUACGCAGUCGAUCAGGCAGAGGCCGAACAGCAGCCAGGUACUAUGUCAGGGAUGAUCAUGUUAAAUAAUGUUCCUGUUUUUGCUUUGUUCGAUACUGGAGCGACACAUUCUUUCAUUUCACGACGAUGUCUUGAUUCCAUCGGAGUUCAUGCCGUUAUCGUUGUCGAUCCUCUCGAGGUGAGUUUAGCCUCGGGACGAAAGAUAGUGACCUCAACUAAAGCUUCAGAUCUUAGCCUUUUUAUUGGUGGCCGAGUAUUGUCUACCGACGCGUUUGUUCUCGAGAUGAAGGACUUCGACCUGAUUCUCGGAAUGGAUUGGCUAUUCUUUUAUCACGCAGAUAUCAGAUGUCAUGACCGGGAGAUUACUCUCUAUCUUCCGGGAGAUGAAUCGAUCACUUUCUUUGGCUCCAAGAAUCGUUCUUUACCUCAU